Messenger RNA from Quercus lobata, 2243 nucleotides. RefSeq names its product transcription factor bHLH155-like. The record is from RefSeq and is a predicted model, not a curated record. The coding region runs from base 727 to 1959 and encodes 410 amino acids. Gene Ontology annotation, biological process: regulation of DNA-templated transcription. Lineage: Eukaryota; Viridiplantae; Streptophyta; Magnoliopsida; Fagales; Fagaceae. Gene Ontology annotation, molecular function: DNA-binding transcription factor activity; protein dimerization activity. The transcript is spliced from 11 exons.
CCGUUUUUUUAGUGGAAAACGCCAAUUUGCCACUCUCUCAAAUAGUUUUUCUUGUUCCUCAGACCACAUCCAUUUCUACAGACACAGAGAGAGAGAGAGAGAGAGAAAGAAAAGGAAAAAAAGAGAAAAAGACAUGGAAUCCAACGAAUUUGAAGAUCCUCGAUAUCUCUGAUUUGACAUUCACUCUCUCACUGUACUACCUGUGAAUUGUGGGCUUCAGCUCUGCUUGUACCAUUGACUUCGUACUACAUAUAAUUAAUAGAAUCGAAAGGUUUUAGCUUGUUUAAGGUUUUUUAAGUUAAGUUCCAACCUGUCCUCCUCAAAGCUUUAAACCCAGUACUACAUCGUGAGCUUUUUGGUUUCACAGUUUUUAUAGUCCAAAGUUGAAACUUCAUGUCCUGCUCAUUCCAAAAGGUUCAGGAAAUUGUUGUUGACCUUAUCCAACUCUUGUAAAAUUAUCAACUACAUACAUCUUUUGUACUUGAUAUUUGAGAGGAGAGUUUACGCAAUGGGUUUUUGGCUGUCUCGAUUGUCGACUGGGCCUCCAAUAAAACGAAGAGCGGGUUUGCGAAUAAAACAGGCGGGACGAGGUUCAUACAGGGGUAGUUAGACUGGUUCAGUUGUGUUGUUGUGAUAAAUUUGGCUAGUUUUUUUUUUUUAUUACUACUAUUUUUCAGAAAUUGUAUUACUAGACCUUUGUGGUUUUCUUGAGAGUUAUUCCAAGUAAUGGGGAGUACUGCUUUAAGGCAGUUUUUGAAGAGCCUUUGCAGCAAUUCGCAUUGGAAAUAUGCGGUUUUCUGGAAGCUUAUGCAUCACGGUCAAUUGAUUUUGACUUGGGAAGACGGGUAUUGUGAUUAUCCAAAACCAAUAGAACCUGUGGAAAAUAUAUCAGAUGACAUUUACUUCAAGGUUGUGAAUGAGAUAUGGUCUUCAAGCUGUGAAACCAAUACAUGCAAUGAUGGUUCAGGGGGAUAUCCAAUUGGAUUAGCAGUGAAUGAUAUGUCUUGUCAUCAUUAUCCCAUGGGAGAGGGGGUAGUUGGUGAAGUUGCAUUUACAGGAAGCCAUAGCUGGAUCCUCUUCGAAAAUAAUCUUACUAGCGAAUUCAAUUAUAAUUUAGUUCCUGAGUGCCCAGAUGAAUGGCUACUUCAAUUUGCAGCAGGUAUCAAGACUAUUUUGCUGGUGCCUGUACUUCCACAUGGAGUUCUGCAACUUGGCUCAUUGGAACCGAAAUCUUCACCUGUUUCAAGGAACAGAGGUGCCUUCAAUGGUUCUUCAGCCUCAGUUUCUUUCAAUAGCAUUAGGAGCACAUUGAUUGAUGAAGUGCAGCAGCAAAAAGAUAGUGGAUGUAUGCAGCCUAGGAAGGGAACCAAGCCGUCCAAUGUUGGCAAAAGACGGGCCAGAGCUGCUGAAAAUCAAAGGCAACGGCCAAGGGAUAGACAAAUGAUUCAGGAUCGGGUCAAGGAGCUCCGACAACUUGUCCCAAAUUCUGCAAAGUGUAGCAUUGAUGGUCUCUUAGAUCGAGCUGUAAAGCAUAUGCUGCAUUUAAGAAGUGUAACCAAGCAUGCUGAAAAAUUGAGGCAAUAUGCCCAUCAUGAGGUGGCUAAUCACAAUAAUUGGGUUUCACCUGAAACCAAAAAUGUCAGCCAAAAUGGGACUAGCUGGGCUUUUGACUUUGGCACCGAACUUCAAAUAUGCCCCAUAGUUGUGGAAGAUCUUGAAUUCCCAGGACAGAUGCUGAUAGAGAUGCUAUGCGAUGAGCAUGGGCUUUUCUUGGAGAUUGCAGAGGUGAUUAGAGGUGCGGAGUUAACCAUCUUGAAGGGUACCAUGGAUCUCCGUUCAAACAAAACCUGGGCUCAUUUUAUUGUUGAGGGUCCCAGGGGCUUUCACAGAAUGGAUAUUUUCUGGCCUUUGAUGCAUCUGUGGCAGCGUAAGAGGAAGCCCAUGUCAAGCAGGAUUUGAUUCAUAUCAUCUAUAAGAAAUGGUGUGAAUUGGUUUUAUGCUCCAAGUGCAAAACUCUUGGAUGAAAAACUGGGUCUGCUUCCUCUUGAUUAUAUCUGUUACAUUACACACCAGAAGUCGCAGAUGUAAUCGACACUCAUAUUGUACUCCAUGGAUUUAUUGUCUGAACAAACCUGUGUGCUGUUAAUGAUGUUAAUGAUAAACUAGCAAGUAAGAGAAUAAAAACCAUCACGUGCAUGCAUGCACACAAGACUUUUAUGUACAUUUUACAUAAAAGAACUCAA